ACCCAACGCGGAUGAUGAUGACUUAUACGAAGACCCCUUAUUAAUAAUUGAGUGGAACGCGGCAGGACUAUCCCAUAGAAGUAAUCUGAAUACAGCCAACACUUUAAACUCGCUUGUUUCAUUAAUUCGCAGCAGGAAAGGAUGCGCACCUUUUCCUCCAAUUGAAGUUGGCACACCCUCCGAUUCCGUUUUCUCAUUUGUGAAGACCAGAUUUUUCUGCAAACCAAAACUUACUAAUAGCGUUAGCCAUCUUGUUACUAGCGCCAGCAAUUGGUGGAGACAUUCUGAUGGUAAUCAAGACGUUGCUCGUAUGUAUGUUGUGAAAUGCCCUAAAAAGGGUGAAUUUGAUAUUGACGAGUACACCAUGGUAUUCAACUGA
Funneliformis geosporum is the source of this 379-nucleotide messenger RNA. The record is from the annotation of a GenBank genome assembly. Lineage: Eukaryota; Fungi; Glomeromycota; Glomeromycetes; Glomerales; Glomeraceae.